AUGCUGAUGGGUUAUUUUCCUCAUCAAUCAAUUCAGCUGACUCAUAUCCGAAUAAAAUUAAAUCAAUACGACGGUUGUCUCCGUUUACUUAAUCAGUUGGGUUCGCAACUCUGUUCAUUCGCUAUUAGUAUUGUAUAUGUUUGCCUACACGAAGUUGAUAUUUUCUCUCAAAUAACAUCGAUUUCAUGUUUCUAUUUGAAAAAUUUGACAGUGACAAUCUGUCUGAAUAUUGUUAACUAUCAAGAAUCUAUUGAUAUAACAAUAACUACACUAGAUCAUGUUGUUGAUGGAUUUGAUUUAAAGACAGAUAUUGUUUCAUACGUGGCUAAUUUACGUCAAUUUAAUUUUCACAUUCGUUCAAUAUUAGAAAACGCUUCUCAAAUAGAAAUUGAUACAAUUCGUCAAAGUUUUGUGAAACUUCAACAAGAACCUGUUGAUUUUUCAAUCAAAUAUUUCAAUAAUACCUAUGGUCAAGGUCAAAUCUAUUCGCUUCCAUUUAUUGGCAAUCGUCUUGAUUUCAUUUCAAAUCGAUUUCCACUCUUCGAUAUUAAUAACACGUUCUCAAUAGUUACUAUAUUAUUACUUUUAUGA
This is a messenger RNA of Rotaria socialis, 591 nucleotides long. NCBI's taxonomy places the organism in Eukaryota, Metazoa, Rotifera, Eurotatoria, Philodinida, Philodinidae. The record is from the annotation of a GenBank genome assembly.